GGACUAGGAACGCAGCUGCGGCGGUCAUAUCGUGUAACGUUGCUCGAAGAGGCUGACAACACCCGCCACCCCCCGUCAGCAACCUGCAGUAGCAGACGUCUCCCGGUAUCCCCAGAUCGUUGGUACGUGCAGUUUAAGCCCUGGCUUCUCGCUUUCCAUCUGCUUUGUUUUAUUGCUCUUGGUCUACUGGCAUGUCUCUCCUCCCUGCCCCGGUCACCACGCCUCAGUCUCGGUCCCGCUUGGCCAUGGACAAGAUCGCUGGCAUCAAGCGGUCCCAGUCCGUAAGGCUGCCACCCUCGACACCGCUGCGGUCUCCGUUCAGCCAUUGCGGUAAUGGCAAUUCUGGAGAACUUGGCUGGUACUCGCGUUCUGCACGGCCGUUUCCGUUGCUUCACAAGAAGAAGACUCUCAGUCUAGACGCUGCUUAUCACGGUUCUCUGCUUCCAGCAUUUGACUCGGCAGCCACUCUACCUCCAAUUCCAUCCGAUGACGAGCCCGGGACGAAUGCGGGAGGGAACGUCGUUGUAGGGCUUGCUCAGCGUGUCCAGGUGCUUGCACCUCAAACGCUGAAGACGAGGAACGAGAGCGACUCCCGCUGUGCAACCGAAGACCUUCUUCGCCUGGACAUCCACAACCUGACCGCAGAGAAGGACGCCUUACGCAUGCAACUGACUUCAUUGCAGGGAGUCAUUCGCUCUUCCUCACGCCGCAUGAACGACUGCGUGGAUGCGUCGACCAUCGCACUCGAGACCGAGCGUGAGCUCAGGCACGAAGUAGAGGCCCGGGCUCGGCGCGCAGAAGACCGUAUCGCCGUACUGCAGAACGAGAAUGCCGUCCUGGCACAAGCUCAAGUGAAGGCUGAGAAGGAGGCGGCUCGGCGGAUCACUGAUGCAAGGGCGUGGCAAGGGAAGCUCCGCACUAUGCAGGAUUCGCAGGAGCUCGCCGUCGAAAACAGCCGUAAAAUCGAGGAGCUCGAGAAGGAAAACUGCGAACUCAAGACGGCCAUGCAUGCCUUCGCUAGAGGCUCAACAGAAAUGAUUGUUCUGCAGUUGGAGCUCAUCAUCGAGAGACUGCGAGCGGAUCUUGCUCGUUGCAAGGAGCAGGAAGAAAACCCGAAGGCUAGAGGGAAGGAGAACGAGUUUCGCAGGCGCGACUCUUGUGUUCUGCAAGAGAUGCGCAAGACGACGCAAGCUAUCAAGCGUCGAUCUCAGGACAGCACGAAGAUAUUGCAAAGUGCGACGGUAUUGCGUGAAGACGGCAACUCACGGCAGAGCAUCCGCGACCGUCCAAUCUCGAUGUCCGUUCUUAUGUCGUAGUUUCUCUGAUGUAGUCUGCAUCGCCGUCAUUGUACUCCCUUAUCUUCCAUGCCAAUUGCAGGAACAACGUCGAACAACAUGUCUGUGAUA
This is a messenger RNA of Fomitopsis serialis, 1406 nucleotides long. RefSeq lists its product as uncharacterized. The coding region runs from base 192 to 1316 and encodes 374 amino acids. The transcript is spliced from 2 exons. The record is from RefSeq and is a predicted model, not a curated record. NCBI's taxonomy places the organism in Eukaryota, Fungi, Basidiomycota, Agaricomycetes, Polyporales, Fomitopsidaceae.